CAGCUUCUCCAGAAACCAUCUCAGCAGUUCUUUUUCCCUCAACAAGAUAAGGCGAUGGGUCGUUUGUCGCUUUCUCAGAAGAGUUACUCCAACAUUGGCUCAAUUGGGUCUGGAUCUCUUAGGGUUGGAGGAGGUGGUGGAGGGGGUUCUAGGUCCAGCUAUGGCUAUGGCUACUCUUUGGGCGGAGGGGUGGGUGGUGCACUUGGAAGCCAGGUUAGGUACGGAGUAGGUUCUGCUGUAGGUGGAGGUUUUAGCACUGGUGGUGGCAGGUUUGGGUCAGGAAUGGCAGUUAGUAGUAGUAGUAGUGUUGGUGGUGGUGGUGGAAGGUUUGGGAUGGGCUUUGGUUCUGGUGGUGGUGUUGGUAGUGGAUUUGGUUUUGGUGGUGGCAGGUUUGGAAUGGCUGCUGGUGGUGGUGGUGGAGGAGGUGGUGGUGCUGGUGCCGGUGCUGGUUUCUGGACUGGAGGAAGUUCCAUUGCAGAUGGUGGCCUUCAUCCAUUUACCACCAAUGAGAAACUAGAGCUUCAGACCCUGAACGAUCGAUUGGCCACCUACCUGGACAAGGUGAAACGACUGGAGACCGCCAACCAUGAGCUGGAGGAGAAGCUACAAGGCUUCAAGUCUAACACAGUGCAGGUCACCUACGACCUGCAGGCUUACCAGACCCAACUACAUCCUGUUCGAGACCAACUUACAGGAUUUCUGAAGGAAUGCUCCCGCCUGGCGCUGAUGAUUGAUAACGGCAAAUUGGCAGCUGAUGACUUCAGAAUCAAGUACGAGAAUGAACUUGCAGUGAGGCAGACUGUAGAGGGAGACGUCGCCGCCCUGAAGGCCCUCAGAAGAGAAUAUGAGCUAAACAGCGCUACCCUGUUGCAGGAAUUUCAAAUCCUUCUGAAAGACCGUGAUACAAUCAACACCAACCAUCAGAAGGAGGUGCUGAGUCUUCGUGGGCAGGUGGCAGGAACUCUGACUGUGGACGUUCAGCCGGCCGACUCUAUGGAUCUCUCUCGCCGACUGGCCGACCUUCGCUCUGAGUACGAAACCAUCGUAGAGAAGAACCACCGAGAAAUCGAGAACUGGUACACUAAGAAGCUGGAAACUAAGCAUGUGGAGACGACCCAGGUUGCAGAAGUUACCAUGAGUGGAAGCUCUGAGAUCUCUACGAGCAGAGACCAGAUCCUCACCAUACAGACUGAACUGGAUGCAUUUCUGCUGCAGAAGAGCCAGCAGGAGCAGCGAUUGGUGGACGUUCAGGGGCAGAAGCAGAUGCAGCUGCUGGCUCUGAGUCGAUUGGCCGGGAAUCUGGAGGGUGAGCUUGCCUCAGUUCGGGAAAGUGCUCUGCAGCAAUCCAGAGAUUACCAGCUUCUGCUCAGCACCAAAGUUCAGCUGGAGAGAGAGAUUUCUACCUACAAAUCACUGCUGGAGUUUGCCGGAGAUCUCAGCAAGUUCCCUGGAAUGAGUUACCGAUCGUCGAUGUGGGUACAGAGCUCAGCAUCUUCAGCUGCACCACCAGCAGCACCAGCACCACAAGCUGCACCAGCAGCACCAUCAGCAGCAUCUGAAUCCUCAGCUGCAUCAGCAGAAGUGAAGUCAGGUGAAUCUGAGGUCCAGUCGGUACCAGAUGUGAAAGCAGAUGAAAAGAAGCCUACUGAAUCUCCUCCUGGCCUGAGUGACAUCACUGUACCUGAAGAACCUCUCGACCAAUCAGAUUAGAGCAGGAUCUGAUGUCACUGUUUCUCAAAUUUAAUUGUAAGCUGAACCCGGUUAGCUUUGACUAACCGUGAACACAAUAAACAAUAAACUGCAGUGAAAACGUA
Messenger RNA from Astyanax mexicanus (Mexican tetra), 1814 nucleotides. Its product is annotated as keratin, type I cytoskeletal 14. The record is from RefSeq and is a predicted model, not a curated record. Lineage: Eukaryota; Metazoa; Chordata; Actinopteri; Characiformes; Acestrorhamphidae. The transcript is spliced from 7 exons. Gene Ontology annotation, molecular function: structural molecule activity. The coding region runs from base 55 to 1710 and encodes 551 amino acids.